CUUUUUAUUUUUAAUAAAACCUCAUUAAAAAAAGGGGGGUGAAACACUGGCACUCACUGACCAGUCUGCAGUUUUUUUUACUUAAAUUCUCCUGAAUGUAUCCACCUGACUACCUUUAAUUCGACAUUAUGUUGUGUGAAAAAUAAAUACUUUUAGCUUAACACAAUGCCUUUUGUUAUUCUAUCAAGGUUUCAUCGAAAAUGUAUGGAUUAAAAAAAAAAAUUAAGUAGAAAAAUAAAAGAAUGUUAAUUGGCCUCUGUUAGUGAAAAAACAAAUGUGUUUUUUAGGGUACAUGUUUUGUGGAUUUUGGGACCUGUAGAUAGGUAUCUGUAGAUAUUCCCUGUGCCCUGUUGUUUAGACGUCAUGGUUUCCCUGGCAACGACAUAUUGACACCUACUUGCCCAGGACACAUGGUGAGGAGGAUGUUAAUCCACUCAGCUUGAGCAACUUCCACCAAAGCACCGGGGGAAAUCAUGGGCCUGUUGUCCAUUCUCCGGAGACUCAAACAGUCUCCUGAGCAGGAGGUGCGCUUGCUGCUGUUAGGACUGGACAACGCUGGCAAGACCACUCUUUUAAAACAGCUUGCAGCCGAAGACAUCAGCCACAUCACCCCCACACAAGGCUUCAAUAUAAAGAGCAUGCAGUCUUCUGGCUUCAAGCUGAAUGUUUGGGAUAUUGGAGGGCAGCGCAAGAUCCGUCCUUACUGGAGGAAUUAUUUUGAGAACACAGAUGUACUGAUCUAUGUGAUUGACAGCUCAGAUAGAAAAAGGUUUGAAGAGACAAGUUUGGAACUUGCUGAGUUAUUGGAGGAGGAAAAGCUUGCUGCCGUGCCACUGCUAAUCUUUGCCAACAAACAGGACCUGAUGACAGCCAGCCCUGCAUCAGAGCUGGCCGAGAGUCUGAACCUGCACACUAUCCGCGACCGCAUGUGGCAGGUGCAGGCCUGCUCAGCCAUCACUGCUGAGGGAGUGCAGGAUGGUAUGACCUGGGUCUGCAGAAACAUAAGAUUUCACAAGAAAUAACCUCGGAGACAAAGAAACCUUGCAGCUGCACUUUAAACCUGAUCUAUUACAUGAAUGUUCUUGAACGGGAUCUGUUGAUUUUCUUUCUUUACUUUUUAUUAAAUUGCACUUAAAGUUUUGUCAUUUUCUAUUAAUUUGGAGGUACAAGUAAUAUUUUAUAUGUAAUGAUUGUCUGCAUAUUUACCCUAUACAUGCAAACUUCAUAUUUCUCAACAUGUGUUUGAGCAGUUCAUUUGGUUUGAUCAAACUGCUGUUACUGCACAAAUAGUGUUGUUUUUUUUCAAUGUUCUGAUUUUAUUCCAGUGAUGUCUGGAGAAUAAAUGAAUAGUGUUUGAAGUGGUGGAGCCAUGCCUGAUGUUGUUGUCUCUGGUGAACGCUAGAGGGCGCCAUGCGCAAGCUUAAUGUAUCACCACCUCAAUCCUUCAGUGCUGUGGCGUCAUGUGCUAUGAUUUGUUUCUUUUCAUAAUCGUCUUCCAGCAGUGUAUGCUAGUCUUUAUUACCAACCGCAAAGUGUGUUUUUGGCAUUUUGUCAAACAGAUUCAAGGCCAUGCACAGCGGGCGUUAAUUAGCAGUGAUUCGUUCAGUGAUCACUCACCAUUUCUCUCAUUCAGACGCCAUCUCUGCUCUUCGUGUUCUGCUUCAGUGACGAACAUUCAAGAUUUAGGGAAAAAUGACCAUAAAUACGAUCACCUACAAGGAAACAGACCUCAACAACUCUCUAUGCAUAUGCAGUACACAGCAAAGAAACACCUUAACCGGCCAAUUCUGGUCUUGUUCACCAUGAUUUACCACAAGGCAGUUGCAGUCUCUGCUUAUUUCUCUCUUUUGUCUUUUGCAGCACAUUUGCCAGAAACCCGACUAAUCUGAACUGGAUGAACGCUCUACUGUGGUCAUAUAGGGCAUUUACAUACAAACCUUUUCCAGGACUAAUAGCCCUCCAAUACAAUUUGCAUUUAUAUAGCCCCCUUCAUACCAACAUGAUUUGGCACCUUUGCCCAUGAUAAAAAUAAACCUCCUCCUUUGGCCUUGAGUUACUGCCCUGCUGCUGGUGCUGUGUGUGCACUUGUGUGUCUCCCUUCAUGUGUAAGGUUGGUUGAUUUUAAUAUGUCAGAGCUGUGUGGCCCUCUGAUGGGACUGGAAUAAGUUCAGAACCUCAGAAUGAUUCUCAUAAUGAUUCAGCUGUCUGUGUGGGCUUUGCUUUCAUUCUGUGCAUGCGUGUUUUCUCCUGUAACGUAUUAGAUUUUUGUUGAUACAGCAGAGUCAUAAGGUACAUAUUAAGCCAUAACAAAUUUCGUACAAACUAGCAAAAGGGAUCCACUGGAGAUGAUGUAUGCACCGCUUUUAUAAUGUUCUGCUACCAAUGAUUGGAUAAGGAAGAACAAAAUUAAAGGCUUCAUUGUGAAUAAGACAACAAAGGCCUCUUCUUUGCCUUCUGAAUUGUUUAAUCAUUAACAUCUUAUCCAAGUGAUUAUAUCUCAGCCCUGUAAAAACACACCCAAUUGCCCAUUAAAGUAGUUUGAUAAAUCUUUUCCUUUUUAAAAAAAAUCUACAAUAGCAUGUGAAUCUGCUGGCAGAUGCUAUGAUGUGCCCUUAAAUCUCAGAUUAAUAAAAUUGGAUUUGUCGAAUAGAAGAGUGGAUUGGAGCGGCCAGUCCUCGUUACCUCCGGCUUCAUCAUCAGAGAGGCAGUCAGGCCUGCAAAAGGCCAUAAAUCACAGGACUUUCCCAGCCACUCAGGCCAACACAGCACCCUCCCACACAGGGGAAACGCAGGGCAGAGUCAGACUGACUCGCAGGACAGAAGAAAGAGGAUAGAGAUCUGGGGAUUUAAUUAAACUGUUUUAAUUCAAAAUGCCACUCCAGUGAGUGCCUAAAGAAAUAGUCUACCAACAAAAAAUGAUCAAACUGAAUAUGCAAAGCACGAAGUGGGCAUAACACUCAAUUGUAUUAAUUGAAAUAUAUCAGCAGAAGGAUGCUAUGGUGAUUACAUUUUAUCACAAGUGAAAUGCUCAAUUAAUCAAAAAUGCCACUGGAUUAUAUUGUUUCACAAGGAGAAACUCUUUUCUCAAAAGUCAUGAAUGCCUGCUGCAACAGUAGAGUCAUGAUAUGUUCGGCACUUAUGUAACUGCAUUAAAUGCAAACUUUCAACUUAUGAUUAUGCCACGUUGUCUUUCCUUUCUAAAUAGCUUUGUCUUUUUUACGUAAGUCGUCCUUUAUUAUAGUUAUUCAUUGGUCAGCAGUAUUUUUGCAAUACGAUUGUGUCCAACCAAAUAAACGAUUACAAACAUAUUUGUAGUGGUAAUAC
Molecule: messenger RNA, 3324 nt
Organism: Cololabis saira (Pacific saury)
Lineage: Eukaryota; Metazoa; Chordata; Actinopteri; Beloniformes; Belonidae
Product: ADP-ribosylation factor-like protein 3
Exons: 6
Coding region: 474-1022 (182 amino acids)
Biological process (GO): cilium assembly
Cellular component (GO): cytoplasm; microtubule cytoskeleton
Molecular function (GO): GTP binding; GTPase activity
Source: RefSeq, a predicted model, not a curated record